Molecule: messenger RNA, 1149 nt
Organism: Monascus purpureus
Lineage: Eukaryota; Fungi; Ascomycota; Eurotiomycetes; Eurotiales; Aspergillaceae
Source: the annotation of a GenBank genome assembly
GUCAUUCAUCUUCAUUUCCUCGAUACUAUCUGGAUUGAAGUAGCAUAAAGGCGACACAAUGGCUUCCUCGGACCAACUUACCUUGUCAAGACAGAUCCAGGCACUUUUUGAGCCAGGACAUAUUCUUGCUUUCGCUAUGAAACAUUAUGUGGUUACAUGCUACGAAACUGUCUUCAAGCGGGGUCAAAUCCUUGCCCCGAUUCUGCAGUCAUCAAGGGUUCGGGAUGAUGCGUUUGGGAGGUUUUGGACCGAGUUUACUUUAAUGCAACCCUCCACAGAGUCAGAGUCCCCAGACAAAGCAGCAGUAGCGGCGGCAUCUGUCCCCAGGCGCCCUAAUCAAUCCUCAGACUUGAUUCCAUCCAUCCUAGCCAAAGCAGCGGGCAUAGUCCUUGACAUCGGCCCGGGAACAGGUUCCCAGAUCCCUCUCCUCUGUUCCCCGGAAAUCAAAGCCAUCUACGGCCCAGAGCCCUGUAAGAGCCUCCACCCCGAACUCUCAGCGAAGAUCCGUCAAUACGGCCUGGAGAACAAAUACCACAUUCUCCCCUGUAGCGCUGAGGCGUCCGAGCUUCUUCCCGCGCUGAAGGAGGAGGGUCUCGUGUCAGAUAAUAGCAAUACGCCCGAGGAAACGGGAGGUGUAUUUGAUACGAUUAUUUGCGUGCGCGUUCUGUGCUCCGUGCCGAACCCGGAGAAGGUCGUUGGGGAUCUCUACUCCCUGCUCAAGCCUGGUGGGAAAUUGCUCGUCACCGAGCAUGUGGUUAAUCUGUGGACGACCGCUAAGGGGUCCCUUAUUGCAAGGUUCGCGCAGAGUUUCUAUGAGUUUCUGGGGUGGAGGUGGGUGAUGGGGAGUUGUCGUUUAACGCAGGAUACGGAGUCUAUACUGCGGAGUGUCGCUGACAGAGAUGGAGGUUGGGAGACUGUUGAGUUGGAUAGGUGGUUUGGGAAGACCGUUUUGCCGUAUCUCUCGGGCUAUUUGGUGAAAAAGGAGAGGAAAUAGAAGACUCGGUAACACGGCUUUAUGUAUAUAUGCAUCCAAGGCUUUCCCAUUCUGUCUCAGUGCUCUCUUCUUGGCUACUUCCUACAGGCAUCUCCCUCAACAUACCAUCUAGAACAACCUGAAUUAGUGGCCAGACCUUAUCUAGGAGAUCAUAG